CUGGCACAUAGUAAGGUGAGGAGCUGUGGACCGAGAGGAACGUCUGGCAGCUCCUCCAUGGUGUCCUCAACCAGACAGUCAUCAUCAUUUUCAAGGAAAGGCUGUCUGUUUAAUCUGGUCACAGAGGGACGGUGGCUGUGGUCCAUGAACUCACAGAAAUUCUAAACCAUCUUCGAGGAAGGAAUCAUCCAUCUGAAGGGUGCUAAAGGGAAAGUAAGACGAAUAAGGAGAAUGGAGCUGCAGCAAGCGGCCCAGAUGGAUGAAGAGGAGGAAAAGGAGAAGAAAAUCACGUCUCAGAUCCAAAGCAAAAUGAAGGACCGGCUCCCAGAACUUCUGGACUUAACCAGGCAGUGCGACCAGCAGUUCCCAGGCGAAGACGAUGACUUUGAUGCGCCCCACGAGGACAUCGUGUUUGAGACGGAUCACCUUCUGGAGUCCCUGUACCGGGACGUCAAGGACCUUCAGAAUGAAAACCAGCAGUUGAUAGCCGACGUGAAGCGGCUGGGAAAGCAGAAUGCUCGCUUCCUCACAUCCAUGCGGCGCCUCAGCAGCAUCAAGCGGGACACCAGCUCCAUUGCCAAGGCCAUCAAGGCCCGGAUCGAGGCCAUCUACCGCAAGCUGUGUGCCAUGAAGGCGCAGUGCGAGGCGGCUGAGGCCCAGCACGGCGAGCACUCGGCCGUAGCGCGCAUCUGGCGGGCACACUACUGCGCGCUCACCCGCACCUUCGAGAGCGCCAUGCACGAGUACAACCAGGCCGAGAUGAAGCAGCGCGACAACUGCAAGAUCCGCAUCCAGCGCCAGCUGGAUAUCAUGGGCAAGGACGUCUCGGGCGACCAGAUCGAGGACAUGUUCGAGCAGGGCAAGUGGGAUGUGUUCUCCGAGAACCUGCUGGCCGACGUGAAGGGCGCGCGGGCAGCCCUCAACGAGAUCGAGAGUCGCCGCCGCGAGCUACUGCAGCUGGAGAGCCGCAUCCGCGACUUGCACGACCUCUACAAGCAGAUGGCCCGGCUGGUGGAGCAGCAGGGCGACACCAUCGAUACCAUCGAGCUCAACGUGCAGAAGACCCUCGACUACACGGGCCAGGCCAAGGUGCAGGUGCGCAAGGCGGUGCAGUACAAGAAGAAGAACCCCUGCCGGACUCUCUGCUGUUGCUGCUGCCCUUGCCUCAAAUAGCAGGCCGGACGGGGCCCCCGCGCCCCAUCCCCAACAGGAGUGCGCCGGGAAGCACACUCAGAAAGACUUGAGGGUCCUCUGCGCUGGGGUGAGUUGUCCCAGUCCCUAGCUAGGGACCUCAGUCUUUAGAGAAAGAAGAGACUCGAGGUCCAAGAAUUCCAACUCAGCUUGUGCUCUAGAAGAUGGUUGAUGCCGUCCCCUGUUUCUUCAGUAAGGACGGGUACCUAGCGAAGUUGUGUGAGGUCGUCACGUGGCAUUUUGCGCCCUUGCCCUGUUAAGAGAAGCCAAAUAGGGAACUGACGUUGUCGCGUGCUGUGGGGUAAAUGUCCCCGGAUGUUUCCUUGUGAAACUCUAGGAGGAAGUCAAUUCUGCGUCGGCUGAUAGCAUGGACUCAUUACCAAAAAAAUUCAUGUACUCCAUCCUGAAAGUACCUUGGUUCUGUUCGAUUUCACGUGAAAUUGACCUUAGGGAAAACCGUAUGCCUUUCAUUUCUGAUUCUUCAUCUGGCAUAUGCUAUGUGAUUCCUGCCUAGAUGUGUAUCUUCAUUCUGCUCACCUCCCCUACUUAUUAAAAUCACAUUUUACAUCCACUGUUUCCUUAUCUCCUUCACUUUUAAUAACUUCUAUCAGAAUAUAUUUUGGGAUUUUUUUUCCCAAAUAUUUUUAAGCACUGAGUAUUGAACAAGCACUCAAAUUGAAGUAUCAGUCACAUUUUAUAUAUUUUUCAUAAAUGAAAAUUAUUUAAAAUUUAUCUUUUUACUUGAUUAUUACAAAUGCACAUAUAUAUGUAAUGUAAAGUACUAAUAUUUGCUAACACGUGUACAUAGUGACCAAUUGGUUUAACUUUACUUUUGUAAAUAUGAUACAUAAACAUCAGGAAAAACACUUUUACUGGUUGAUGGUGUUGAUUUGCUUGUUUUGACUUUUAUUUCACUCCUGUCUGCAUCUCCAUAGUCCAGUUUGGGUCAAAACUUUAUUUUGAACAACUCUGUGUUGGUUAUGGUGAUAAAGACAGAUGUCAAAGGCUGAAAAUGCACACCGAACGAGAGAUAAUAAAAUGACAUUCUUGGAAAUGUUACUUUUGUUUUACUGAGGACAUUCCUUUCAUGCAUUGAAUGGAGUCAUUUAAAAUAAAAGAAUCUUGUUUUUCAAGUUAGUUUAAUAAACAUCACACUAUAAAUAUCC
Molecule: messenger RNA, 2357 nt
Organism: Equus quagga
Lineage: Eukaryota; Metazoa; Chordata; Mammalia; Perissodactyla; Equidae
Gene: STX11
Product: syntaxin 11
Exons: 3
Coding region: 232-1173 (313 amino acids)
Biological process (GO): synaptic vesicle fusion to presynaptic active zone membrane; intracellular protein transport; exocytosis
Cellular component (GO): SNARE complex; presynaptic active zone membrane; endomembrane system
Molecular function (GO): SNAP receptor activity; SNARE binding
Source: RefSeq, a predicted model, not a curated record